Alternaria atra is the source of this 1284-nucleotide messenger RNA. RefSeq lists its product as uncharacterized. NCBI's taxonomy places the organism in Eukaryota, Fungi, Ascomycota, Dothideomycetes, Pleosporales, Pleosporaceae. Gene Ontology annotation, molecular function: phosphatidylinositol-4,5-bisphosphate 5-phosphatase activity. The coding region runs from base 1 to 1284 and encodes 427 amino acids. The transcript has a single exon. Gene Ontology annotation, biological process: phosphatidylinositol dephosphorylation. The record is from RefSeq and is a predicted model, not a curated record.
AUGUUCGAACUAUACCUCCUCACUUUCAAUGCUGCGCGAAACCUUGUCGACCCGCAGUCCCUCGCGCCUUCCUUUUUCGAUGCCCUCCCCAAAGAUACACCUCUACCUGAUAUUGUCGCUAUAUCGCUGCAGGAAAUUGCACCCAUCGCCUACUCCUUCCUCGGAGGAUCUUAUCUGAAGCCAUAUUUUGAUCGCGUAACGACGACUGUCCAGCUUGCCGCAGACCUCCGCAGCAAUGGCAGCGACUCGCUCGAGCAUAUUGCGACACGCAGCCUGGGCAUGACUGCUCUUAUGCUCUUCGCAAAACCCCAUGUCACACAGAGGAUACAAUGGAUACAAUCGGCAGGCGCUGGUGUCGGCUUCUCCAACAUGGGAAACAAGGGCGCAGUAGCCAUGCGCGUUGGUCUAUCGUGCCCGAAUUCGGAAGACACGCUAGAUCUCACUUUCGCCGCUGCUCAUCUCGCGCCUAUGGAGAGCAAUGUGGAUGCAAGGAAUAAGGACUGGGAGAACCUAGUACGGAACCUGGUCUUCGUCAACAGCGACGACUCCCCAUACAGCUCAAGCGAAGAGAGGCCACUGCUUGGUUCCUCAUCCGAGACUCCAGCCGACCACAACGGCCUCUUCACCCCCGGCAACCACGUCUUCUUCUACGGCGAUUUGAACUAUCGUACACAUGAUUCCCCGCCAGAAGAAGGAGCGCAUCAAUCCUAUCCCCAGCCAAACGCGUCAGAAUCUUCACCAACACACUUUUCACAAUUGCUGAAGAAGGACCAGUUGACGAGAGAGAAGGACGCUAAACGUACGCUGCAUGGAUUCCAGGAGCUGCCUAUCAACUUCCCCCCUACAUACAAGUACGCUACUUCACAUGGCAAGAACUCCAAUGCGCCCAAGCGGGGAGAGGAUGAUUCGUGGGAGUGGUCGAAACACCGAUACCCCUCGUGGUGUGAUCGAAUCCUCUACCUUCCAUCUGGGUCUCCAUCAGACCUGGAACCACAGAUUUACACCGCCUUACCAGUACAACCGACAUCGGACCAUCGGCCGGUGGCUCUCUCGGUUCGUGUCGACGACAAGCCCAUCAAGUUGGACGUGAACGAUGUUCUGUCCCGGCCACCCUUCGAGGUUAGCCCAGAGUGGAAAGCCAGAAGAGACGCCGCUCGACGAUGGGAGCUUAUUGUAGGCGUCAUGUCCUAUCUCGCCCUAACCGGAAAGGGCCAAAUUAUUCUUGUCACUUUCCUAGGUGUGGCUAUGGGCAGUUUGUUCCUUGCUGGGUCACUAACCAGGUAA